Molecule: messenger RNA, 387 nt
Organism: Pipistrellus nathusii (Nathusius's pipistrelle)
Lineage: Eukaryota; Metazoa; Chordata; Mammalia; Chiroptera; Vespertilionidae
Source: the annotation of a GenBank genome assembly
AUGACAGCCAAACCUUGCUCUGCGUGCCGGGCUUUGUGUGGUAACUCUGGUGGUUUUAUAAUGCUUAGACGCUUGAGCUUCAGCUCUUGUUUGGGAGAACAUGUAACUGUUGAAAAACUGCCUGGGAGGAAUUAUUUCCUCCAGUCAGAUGUGUCUAUAGACAAAUGGAGGCUAGUCGGUGUCAAAAGGAAGAGGGAAGUGAGAAUUGGCAUAAUGGAAAAUACUAAAGUUAAAAUAAGGUGCAUUUUCCCUGAAGGGAACUUGUAUCUGACUACUGUGCACUUGGCUUUAGUAAACAAACAAACAAAAAUCCGUAUAUGCAAAUCAACAUACCCAAAUAUACCAAGACUGCUUUCUUCUGCACUUGGAAGGAAAUAUUAUGCCUAA